CCUUGGCCUGACCAUCGCCGCACAAAUUUCUGAUCAGCACUUCACCAGCGGAUGAUGAUAUACCUGGUGGGGAAUAAGUGAAUCUUUCAUCAUCGUAUUUUAUGGGACUUGUAUUGACCUCUCGCACCUGGAAGUAGUUGAUGACCCUAAAAUGUUCGAUGCAUCCAUGGGCUUGAGAGUCAUACAUGUUGACACUGCGACAUUUGAAGGGAAUGAUGGACACCCAACCAUAAAAGUUCAAAGAAAAGAACAACCCAAAAGUGAAGUCUUAGAAACAUGCUUUAUAUGGGUUUCCGCCGGUCUUGCAAAUUCAGGCAUAUAAGAGAUUUCCAGUCCUUGAAGAUGAAAUUGCUAAGUGUAAUCGAAACAUAAAUUGUCCACUUCUACGUUGGAGAGCUGACAAGUGCCUACAAUACCAGUUUCUAAAGCAUUUGUUCUUCCCUGAUGGUCUUGAAAAAGUUGCAAAUAAGCUGGAUAAUGCACUUGAUUUGUUGAAAUUGGAUGGUAUGUGCACUGACGUGAAGGAUGUGUUGACGGUUCGAGGAAGGAAAAUGAAGGGGAUGGGAGAGGAUUUUUGAGGGAAGAUGAAGAAGCCAGUUUACUGUGAAGAUGAAGAUGAAGAAGAAAAGGAGGAAAAAGAAAGAGAAGAAAAAGAAGUAGUAGAAGAAAAAGGAGAUAAAAACGAAGAAGAAGAAAAAGAAGAAGCUGUUGAGGAUGAAGUUUUGGUGAGAGUGUUAAACGAGGUUGUGGAUGACAAAGAUGAUGGGGGAGGAAAUUGGAAAGCCAAAUACAUGAAUGAAGACUUACAAACGAAAAAGAAAGCUAAGCAAGAUACACUCAAGAGGACAGUGAGGAGCUUAUCUAGAAUGUUGUGUAUGGUUUGUAUGAAGAUAAUUUUAUCAACACCCAAGAGUAUGCUGUGACUUGUUUAUCUCCUGGACCUGUUGAGCUCGUUUAUGAGCAGGUAUGUCUAAAUUUUGAGCCAUUUGAGCCAGGCUGGAUGUACCCUGGAGAGACUGGGUCAGUU
Messenger RNA from Cuscuta campestris, 1027 nucleotides. NCBI's taxonomy places the organism in Eukaryota, Viridiplantae, Streptophyta, Magnoliopsida, Solanales, Convolvulaceae. The record is from the annotation of a GenBank genome assembly.